Molecule: messenger RNA, 2749 nt
Organism: Daktulosphaira vitifoliae (grape phylloxera)
Lineage: Eukaryota; Metazoa; Arthropoda; Insecta; Hemiptera; Phylloxeridae
Exons: 1
Coding region: 466-2583 (705 amino acids)
Source: RefSeq, a predicted model, not a curated record
ACAACAAAAUGCAAAUGGCUGGCGUAGUAGCACUAGAUGUAAUGGUUUGUUAGAGAAUGUUUAUUGUUUCCGUUCGUCAAAUCGUUGUCCGUGUAUGUUUGUUCGGAUUGUGAUUGUGUCGUUUGUGUGUUAUUGUUAGUUCGUUGUAAUUUAUCGUAUAUAUUGCGACUUACAGUACGCGAAUUAAUCCGUGGAAAUGAAUUGACAUACUUUGGAUUAUCGUGGUCGCAACAACAGCGUAUCAUGACAAAGGAUUGUAUGGGUAGCCCGUGUGCCGCCGACACCUGUGAACCUAGCCGCUGUGCUAUGUUCAGGGUUUUUUCGUAAGUCUUAUAGGGAUUUCGUUUGUACAUGUUUAUGUUGUGUACAAGUUGAUAUUUAAUGGUAAUUAUAGUAAAGUUUUUGUUAAAAAAAUAAUUAUUAUGGAAAGUGGUCAUAUCUGAUAUCGCACAAAAGCGACCAGCCAUGCCACAGGUAUUGCUUGUGACAGUGUUAUGGCUAUUAGUGUUUGAUGGGAAUGCUCAGAUGUUUGAUCAUGAUAUGGGUGUUUUGGAUAGACGAGUGUUGACUGAUGGUGUUGAUUAUGAGGUAUUUAAUAAAACACUUGCAUCUAAACCAGGAUCAGGUUCACGAGCGACCCGCACUAAUUCAUCUCAGCAACAUGUCACUAGUCCAACUAGUCGACUGAUACCUGCUUACAAUCCUCCUGAUCGAAAUACUUUUACACCUCCUUUACCUCCAGAACGUUUUAAUCCAUUUGCUGACAAACCAACACUCCGGGGAAGCAAUUCUGAAAAACCAAUUCCACCUCGGCGACCUGGAAUUGUUCAGCCAAAAUUUGAAAAAGAAUUUAUACCAAUUAGGCCAGUUGAUGUUCCAGUUGCUGAUACCAAGAAGAAAACAAUUAAUACACCAAGUUUAAAUAAGCUCAGAGUACCAGACUCAACUUAUUCUGAACCAACCAGUACAACUGCAGCAAAUGGAUUUAAAGGGCUUAAUGAUACAUAUAGUAUUGUUGUUCAACAGGUACAAAAUUUAUCGAGUCCAAAUGUUUUUAGAAUAUUAUUUGAUGAUACUGGUAAGAAAAUGGAUGUGUUAAUGGAAAACAAUAAGCCUAGUUUUGAUCAAGAUUUAAAACCAUCACGCACAGUAAAACAAGAAAUUCCUAAACCAACUCAACGUAAUAUUCUAACAUCAGAAUUAACAUCAACUUCUUUAAUUUAUGAAACUACACCUGAAGAAGCUACUGAAAAAUAUGAGCCAACUAUGUUUAAAGAACAACAAGUUACAGAGUCAAAAAGUGAUACUGAUAUUCCAGAAUCUCCUCCUGAAAUAGUUUCUAUGCCGGAUCAUCCUGAGCCUAGAGCUAGGUACAUUCUUGGUGUAUUUUGGGAUGUUCAUGUUUAUUUAAUUGCUAUACUUUUUUUGGUUUUGGUUUUUUGUUCUAUUGUGAGCAUCAUACGAAUAAGAGCUUUUAAGAAAUUACUUACUUGUGGAUACUUUGUGACAAUUCAUAGUCUAUUAAUUGUUAUAGGCUGUGUAAGGAGUGUCUAUUUGUUAUAUGAUCCUUACAAUGUAAAUGGAACAUUAUCUAUUCAAGUAUCAGGACUAGCUUUGAAUAUUGUAUUUCCACUUUUACUCACUGUAUAUUCAGUACUGUUUUUGUUCUUGUUAAGAGCUACUGAUAUCAAAACUAUAUUUUAUAAUUUACAAAAAUCAUCAUUAUUAGCAAUAUUUAUCAGUUGUUAUAUGGCAUUUUGUAUCAUUGUACUGUUUUAUUCAGAAGCACAUAUAUUGUCACUUGUAUCCAAAUGUGUUUACAUUUUACUAUGUGUAAUACUUGGUGUGACUUAUAUAUGUUUGUACAGAUCAAUGUCGAAUGCCUCUUUAAGAAAACAAGGCACUAUUUUUGGUGCUAGUUUUCAUGAGCAUAGACCGACUUUAGCCCAUUCAGUACGUGUAACACUAGCUACUAGUAUGUUAAGUUUAUUAAUGGCAUCGGUUCAGCUUUAUGGAAUGGUUGGUGUAUAUGAAAUGUUAGGAAAAGAUCAACCUAAUCCUUGGCUCUGGUGGGGGUACCAAUUUUCUGUGCGAGUGAUUGAGAUAUCGUCAUGUUUUUUAAUUUUCUGGGCAUCUAUUCAACCAUUAAGGUACACCAGUGAAAAAGAAGCUCAAAAUCAAUCAGGAUUAACAUUAUUUCCAUGUCGUGGUACUGUAUCACGAAAUGAUCCACCAUCAGAUGAUAUUUAUCCUGCUAUAUGUAGUGCCAACCAAGCUGUUCAUAAUUAUACUUUGCGUACUGGUAAACAUAUAUAUGAUGAUACAUAUUCAAUGGGUGGUCCACCUUUAGUAAACCAUCAAUUGUUUGCACAUACAACUGAAAGGAGGUCAUUGAAACGAAUGGAUGAAGAUUCCAGAAGCAUGUAUGCUUAUGCUGAACGCGCUGCCAUACAACCUUCACCAUCUAUGUUGGUAGCUGAAAAUGGAUUUGUUAGGUUUAGAUCACUUGCUGAUGAGAGGAGUCCUGAUGAUCAAAUGUAUCCUAUCAAAGUUCACCAUCACAGGGAUAACUGUUGUACUUAAAAUGAAAAUUUAGUAAAAUUACUUAUCCCUUUUAAUUAUUAUUUUGUACAUAAUAUGUUUAUGUAAUUUUUUUUGUUUAAAUUUAAUGUGUUCCUUUAGCUUAAACAACAUUCCAUGAUUUAACAAUUUCUUUUAUACUUUUUCAAGACUGUUUUAUUUCUUAGGG